UGUAGGGUUUGGAUGCAGGCAUGUUUGGGGAGAUACUGAGUUACAUUUACUCUGGAACCCUCCAUGUGUCCAUGGACACAGUGCAGCCCCUGUACCAGGCAGCCGACCACCUCCAACUGGACUAUGUGAGAGACACCUGCAGCAACUACAUGGCAAUGAACGUGGAGCGCUCCACCUGUGUGGACCUGUACAAGUUUGCCGAUGUCUUCUACGUGGAAAACGUCCAGAAGCAAUGUCUGCAGUGGAUCGCCAGACACUUUACUGAGGUUGCCUCUAGUGAAGAGUUCUGCAGCCUGAGUGUGAAUCAGCUGACUGAGAUCAUCAGCUACGAUGAGCUUGAUGUUAAAGAGGAGGCAACAGUGUGGGAGGCUGUGGUAAGAUGGGUGCAGCACAGUAGGGAGGACAGACUGCAUCACCUACCCAGUAUCCUCCCUCAUAUCCGCUUCAACCUGCUGACCUCAGACGACAGGGCAGCCAUCUUGGAAAACCCGCUGGUCAAGGAGAAUCCUGGUAGUUCUGAGGUCAUGAAGAAUGUGGUACAGAAAGUGAACUCCAAUCUGAAACCGAGGCUUGGGAUGACUACAGAAAUGAUUCUGCUGUGCCAUGGUUCCAAGGAGAUCCUCUUCAUGAACCCUCGGGAAGAGAAGAACAUCAGCUGCACGUACAAGCCUGAAGACCUGCCUGAUUUUUUAGCUAUGACAGUCACCAGUGAUAACGACAUUUACAUGCUGGAAGCUAAAGAGUUAGAGAAUGAGGACCAGGUGUCCCUGUUUAAAUACAACCAUGCAAAGAACGCAUGGGAGCAUGAAUGUGUGUCCUCAAUAUCUAAGAGACCAGAAGGUUGUUUGAUACACCGUGAGCAAAUGCUUUUUGAAGUUGAUGGGACGUUGUUUUACAUUGUGUUUUAUGAAGACGGACCAUUCUUGCUGAUGAGAAAGUACAACCAGCACACAAAACAGUGGCAGGAGUGUUCACAGCUUCGAUUCGACCCAACUGUAUACUAUAGCGUAACAUUGUCAUGUGGUUCACACAUCUAUUUCCUCACAAGUGAUGAAGUGCAUCGCUACGACCUGACCAGAGACAAGUGGAUCAUGCGGACCCCACCUUUCAUCAUUCUUGAUGUUUGCACAGCCGUCACCAUGAGAACAGAGAUUUUCUUUACAAAUUUUGACUUCAGCUGGAUUAUGGUUUACGACACAGAGUCAGACCGCUGGCAGAAGCUGCAAAGCUGGUCGAACCCAGGAAACCUCGAAAUUACUGAAUGUCCCAGUCUUUUCGUACUGGAUAACCAGCUACACAUAUGGUUAAUAUGUGAAAAUGAUGACGAUGAAGAAGAGCACCUCUUAUAUGUUUAUGACAGGUCUGCUGAUGCCUGGACAGACUUGAAGGCCACUCUGCCAGAUAAGAAAUAUUAUGCGUAUGGUCACCAUUGCCAGGUAGCACGUAUGUAUCUACCAUAUCUGAAGUGAUGCUAAAACAUCGCUUCUUACGCUUGCAAUAAUUGAUGUGCAGGAUGAAGACACAUAGAGUUCAGUGCAGAGUACAGUAUUUUUCAUGACAUUUGUUCAGAUCUCAGCUUUUGAUCAAUGCCUUCAUAAUAGGAUAGGUGUUGUACUAUAUUUCUUCACAGAAAAGAUACGUUCUUUCCAAUAGAUAUGUAACCUAGACUUAUGUCCUGUGUCUUUGAUGUAUUGCUUUUAAUAAUAUUUGAACAUUUGGUAUUUACUGGUACACAGUCGUCCUUUUGUCAAGUGCUAUUCUGUUUGAAUGAAUAUUGUACUUUGAUGGGGUUCUUUGAUCUUUGAUAAAACAAUUGUGAUUAUGUCGUAAUAAACUUCAUAUCUUAAAUUUGAUCUGUUUUAAUAGCCCCUAUUCCCUGAGAUCAUUUGACUUGACAAAACACCACAAUCGCAUUUGUAUUGCACAUAUCUAUUCAUGUUCAUUCGAACUUGGCUUAUAUGUCACUGGUGAUGCCUUAAUGUAAUGGAAUUUUUCAUCG
This is a messenger RNA of Branchiostoma floridae (Florida lancelet), 1999 nucleotides long. Its product is annotated as kelch repeat and BTB domain-containing protein 8-like. Bases 21 to 1469 code for a protein of 482 amino acids. Gene Ontology annotation, molecular function: protein binding. NCBI's taxonomy places the organism in Eukaryota, Metazoa, Chordata, Leptocardii, Amphioxiformes, Branchiostomatidae. The transcript is spliced from 4 exons. The record is from RefSeq and is a predicted model, not a curated record.